Messenger RNA from Pleuronectes platessa (European plaice), 512 nucleotides. RefSeq names its product ribosomal protein S27, isoform 1 (gene rps27.1). The record is from RefSeq and is a predicted model, not a curated record. Lineage: Eukaryota; Metazoa; Chordata; Actinopteri; Pleuronectiformes; Pleuronectidae. Gene Ontology annotation, molecular function: RNA binding; structural constituent of ribosome. The transcript has 4 exons. Bases 46 to 300 code for a protein of 84 amino acids. Gene Ontology annotation, cellular component: cytosolic small ribosomal subunit; ribosome. Gene Ontology annotation, biological process: ribosomal small subunit assembly; translation.
UUCCGGUGAAGCCUCCUUUUCGGCAGCGGCUAUAUCCUCGCCAACAUGCCACUCGCAAAGGACUUGUUGCAUCCAUCCCCUGAGGAGGAGAAGAGGAGGCACAAGAAGAAGCGUCUCGUCCAGAGUCCAAACUCCUACUUUAUGGAUGUGAAGUGUCCAGGAUGUUACAAGAUCACGACGGUGUUCAGCCACGCUCAGACAGUGGUGCUGUGUGUGGGCUGCUCAACAGUUCUCUGUCAGCCAACUGGAGGCAAAGCGCGUCUCACAGAGGGGUGCUCAUUCAGGAGGAAGCAGCACUAGCUGUGGUCCCUGGAGCUGAAAAGGGAGAGGAGGGGAUGGACCGGUGGAUAUCAGCGUCUUGACCCAGCUGUCUGAUCCGAAGAGAUAAGAACGAGGCCCCGAAGACUAAUUGGACGGCAGAUGAACUUCCAAUGUUCAUGUUGACAGAUCGGUGGUUACUGUAAUUCCACCCUCCAACCCUGUCUCUCUUUAAUAAAUAGUUUUGGCUGAAA